This is a messenger RNA of Strongylus vulgaris, 426 nucleotides long. Lineage: Eukaryota; Metazoa; Nematoda; Chromadorea; Rhabditida; Strongylidae. The record is from the annotation of a GenBank genome assembly.
AUGAUACAGCAGCUUACACGAUUUCUCACCUAUUUCAAUUACAGCCGGCUUCCCGCUAUUUCAUGGAAAAAUGAUCGAGUCGCACAAUUAAAAGCUUGGCAGAAUAUCCCAAGGAUUAACUACGCAACAUUUUCUUUGGGGAACCAUACAAAAAAGGAUCUGGAAUCAUUUUUUGAUGAAACCGUUCAGUUCUUUUUCAACGACAUCAGCGAAGCUCCAGUUUCAAACAAAGCCCCUGUUCUUCACUGGACUCCACUCCCUUUGGAUUCCGAAAUACAAGUGCUCAUAAGAAUUUCUUUCCUUCUCGCCGGUCCAGACGACUCGACGUUUGUCGAGAUAAGAAAAUCUUUGCGCGGAAAGUUCAACUUCAGUUAUGAAUGGACGGCAGGGAUUUUGCUUAUGGAUGAUCCAGUAGGUGCUCUUUGA